AUGCAGGAGCCGACGCCUUCAUCGUCAGAGCUAGAGCGCAGUCCCUUGGCAGGACGUGGUCGCACAGAUCUAGAGACUGAAGGAGACUCGUGGCAGCACCGCACUGUUGCACAGGCUCAUGACAAUCUGCAACAGUCAUUGCGGAAUGAAUUGUCGGGAAGCAGUCGGCGGGAAACGCACGCGCUAGCCCCCAGAAGAGCUUUGACGGUCGACGCCAAUCACCCCGUUCCUGUCGCUCAUGCGCGGCCAAUACCAUACUACGAAGACCGCAGUAUACGACGACCGGUUGAAGCUGUACAGCAACAGGAGCGGUACAACGUUGCAGAGAGCCUCCCCAGAGUACCACAAGUUCCUGAAGCCCAAGUACGAAACUCCCCUGGCCGUACAGGCAAAUUCUCUCGCUUGGGUCUAUUCGGUCGCCGAACCAAAUCUCCCUCGACUGAGGUCGAAAAGUCACCGCGCAAGUUGCAGCGGAAAGGUCCUGCCGCCGGUACAGGCCAUGAGGCAUAUGGAAGGUACGGGAGAAGAGGCCGCAAAACGUCACAAGAUGAUUCAUCUGCCAGGGGUAGUGAGAGUGAGAGGUCCGCUAGCAGUAACAGAAGAGUACCUCUGUUCACGUCAAGGACAAAGGAGACCCGCAGCACUAGUCGCCAUAAUCGCAGCAGCCAAUCUGACCUGGACGAAUUUGCAGCCACUCGUUUGAAGCCAGUGCCCAUGGUUGGUGGCUCUGGCAACAAUAUGAAGAGCGAGUCUGGCAGCCAACUCAACAUAUACAGCACCUCAGCACCUGCUGGCCCCGUCUUCGACGGAUGGGACACUCCUGCACAGUCAAAGACUUCUUUGGGCCAACAGUCUUCCCACGACAGACAGUCUACCACCAAGGACCCAUCAACCGGUCCCACUCUGGCAUUACGGCGGUCGCAACGUUUUGGGAAUGAUGCGGAGGCUUUCAUUCUGCCAACUCCAAUCAGGACCGAUGGCCUCUCGGCGCCCUUGUAUAUCAAUAGCCAGGACGAAAGCCGGUCUUCGGCCUUUCCGACGUCUACACCAAGCACAAUUCCUGAUCCCAGUCGCGGAGACAUUGUGUCCCAGAAGCCUAAGGAGAAAAAGUCCAGGAAGCUUCGAUGGAAUAUUUUCCGACGGAGAGGCACAGAGCCCGAACCUGAGGAGCCUGUUGGUCUACCAUUUUCGUCCCCUGAAGAGAUGCCUGUCAGCGUUUCUGCGAUCCCCAUAUCGCGACCGAUGCCAUACUAUGCGAUGAUUGAUUGCGAGAGUGAUGUCAACCCACCUGAACCUGUUGGGGACUACCUCGCACAAGUGGUAGACUUUCCAGGAGUCAGUCCCUUGGUUGAAGGCUAUGACGCGGAUCUUGGGGAAGAUGAGCCGCACCACGAAGUCUCUGAAGACGAAAUCUUUCUUCCAAGUGUCCCAGUCUCGCCACAGCAGACUUUUGCAAGAGCACCGCCUUCAGUACCGCUACAAAAUCCGAUCGAGCAAGAACCGCUCCCAAUAGAGCCGCCGGCACAACGGCCGCCACGUCUCGUCCGCGUUGGCAGGAUCCCGCCAGUCGUACCGCGGACCGAAAGGGAACAUAAACCCAGCCGGGCGUCUUUUUCUCAACCGUUCAUGAGAUCUCCUGUGAUGGAGGAUUCUGACGCGGUAUCAAGCUUCUCAGAUGUCCCGCCGUCAAUGCCACUUCAGAUCAGCACUGACGUGCUAUUAACUCGACCUUGCGACAACUCUGACAGCAAUCAAGCCGUCAAUGCCUCCAAUCUCGGAGAAGCUGAGUUCUUGCAAUUCCCAUCGAGGCAGACUUCUGAAGUCUCAACUUCGAGCGGUUCAGCAGGUGUAGCGAGUAUUCUUGGUCCGCCCCUCGUUCCAGGACCUUCGAUAGUUCGAAUGCCUGAGAGAAGCGCCUUGCAGACAGGUACUUACUUUCCUGGUAGUCCAAUUAGUGACGAGGUCUGGAACGAGUACGACGACUUCAUUGAUCAUGUCAUGUCGCCGUCCCAAGCCCGAAAAAGCAUCAGGGCACCAGCGCAACCAGAUAGCCCAAGCCUCGAGCGUUCCGGGCUUGAAAGAUGGCAGAUGGUGCAAGAUCACUCGUUGAGAGCACAAUCAUCAGAUCCCAUCCUGGCGGAGUUCCCCAUCCCAGCCAUGAAAAGACCCCUCUAUGCAGGAGUGCCGGCGACAUCAGUCACGCCGCCAGUCGUGUUUCCACCUCCGACUAUGCCCGAGCGACUUGUCGGGGAUGACAUUCGAUUGCGCCGCUCAAGGAUCGCUUCGGCGUUGCAUUCCUCAAUGGACCCUUCGUCGCCGCUGUCUAUUCGAGAUCUCCUGAACGAGUACGGACAUCAAUCGGCAAGUAGUGCCAAAUUUUCCGAGCGCCUGAGCACAUCUAGUGCGAGUCAUUCGCUCGAACGCCCGAUGACGAUUACAAGUGCGCCUGAUUUGCCCUCCGAACCGUCUCAUCAGGACAAUGUAGCAAUGCUGGAAGUUGUCGAACGGAGCAAAGAUCCAAUCGCUCAAAGCGAGCUUCACUAUGCGUCCCUUAUGGUGUCCAAAUGGCUUUCAUUCGGCAGGGUGCUGUUUUCGCCUGCACAUGACGAAAUUCAAACCAUUCCUGAAAGACAUAUUCUCGUCAUUGAUGGGCUUGGGAACGAAGAUUGGUCGAUCUACUGCGCCGUCACUUACGAAGCGCAAAAAGCCUUUGUUCAUGACCUCAAGGAGAAGACCCAAGCGAAGGGAAUGAGAAUGUCCCAGCCAUCUCAGCACGCCCCAGACAACCAUCGACGAGCGGAGGUGGCCAGUUUCCACGAGCGCUUCCCUUUCCCGCCCAGCUUCUUUUCCGUAAUUGUACUACGCUUUCCACCUGCAAUGGCAGAAGCCAAGAUGAAGAACAUCAUCGCCGAGUGCCGGCGCGUGUUGCUUCCUGGGGGCUAUCUCGAAAUGAUGCUUCUGGACCUUGACAUUGUCAAUAUGGGGGUGCAGACUCGACGCGCCGUCCGAGAACUGAAGUUUAGGAUGACCACAGCAGACAAGCAGCUUAGUCUUCGACCUAUCAUCGACAAUGUCCAGAGCGUGCUCGGCUCACGAGGCUUCACUAACAUCAGUCGCUGUGUCGUUGGCGUCCCAGUUGCAGGACGCCCGCCUGGGUCGGCCGAUUCCUCCUCGUCCUCGCGUUCGAGUCGAGGAUCAGACGGGAUCGCCAAACGACGGUCUGGUGAUGCGAGGCCAUCCGAUGCAUCUCCCCGAAUGACUUUUAGCCAAGGCCGCAGGGGGACCAGCCUUUCAUUGAAUGAGCUGCUGUCCGACCGUUCAGACAAUGCCGAUCUGCGUAUCGGGAAGAUCGUGUCGACGACCGCACGAACAUGGUGGCAGCGUUGCUUUGAAGCAAGCGUCAUCAGCGACGGCAAUCUCGCUAAAAGCAUCUUCGCCGACAAGAACGUGCUGGGCGAGUGCAAAGGGCGUGGCUCCAGCUUCAAGAUGCUCAUCGCAUAUGCGCAACGCCCAGUCUUUGAGACCCGGCGGCGGACUAUGAGUGAACCGGUUGUCCCGACACUCGCUACGGCCGGAGGAAAGAGGCACACGCCAUCCACUGGCAACCCGUGCACGGCUUGA
Molecule: messenger RNA, 3621 nt
Organism: Cladophialophora yegresii CBS 114405
Lineage: Eukaryota; Fungi; Ascomycota; Eurotiomycetes; Chaetothyriales; Herpotrichiellaceae
Exons: 1
Coding region: 1-3621 (1206 amino acids)
Source: RefSeq, a predicted model, not a curated record